UGAAGAAUGUAACCCAAGACAUGAAAGUCCUCGGCAUUCGAUGAUUAAUCGUAUUUUCCGUCAAUCAAAGCGUUGGCUUCCGCAAGUAAGUGGACAGCGGGGAACUCAUUCCCUGUUCACCAGUAUCACACGAUGCAGGGUUGUCCUUAUUAUUGGCCUGCUGCAAUGGUGAAUGCCGAAUAUUAGAAAGCCGUAGUUCAUCGGUGCAUUCCGGAUUGUCCCUUAUCAGACAGCUGAGAAUCUAGAACAGGGGUUGAGUGGUUGCAUAUCCUUCCAUCUCACAACUUCCGCAAUAUACACGCUCUUGAGAAUUGUCCAAAUCGCCUCCAUUACACUCUUUGCGCAACAGAGUGAACAGCAACUAUGAGUACUUCCCUUUCGCUGCAAGUUACCCUCACUCCGCCCAUCAUUCCAGCCUUCUCCGAGCCACCGACAGUGCCUAUCCGAGUAACCCUGCAUAAUCCCUCCCACACGCCGAUCACAGUGCUCAACUGGGGUACCCCGCUGGACCCUAGCGCUAAUGUUCUGAGCAUCUUCGAGCUCCGUGAUACAACCGAAAAUCAGCCGGUGACCCUUCCAACUAUCAAAAUAUCCCGUCGGAUGCCACCUUCAGCCGAGGAUUUAGUAGAGAUUCCCGCGGGUAGUUCUGUUGAGAAGGAAGUUACACUGCCUCACGUUCCACUCAUUAUGGGACAUGAAUAUUCCGUCCGGGUAAAGGGAAACUGGCAUUCUGUUUGGGAGAGUCCUCGCGAAGACGUUACCGCAGAAAAGCUGGAGCAGCUCGGAGAUGCCCAACGGGGCGAGUUCUCAUCCGAUGUUGUUCCCCUACGCAUUAAAUACGAGGGGUGAUAUUGUUGCUUGUUGAUUUCUUCCAGAGUUAUAGCCAGUUGUUAUGUUACUUUCGUCUGCUGUUCAGCCAAAUGCGAACUAAUCUGCAAUCGAGGAUACUUUGACAUCGCGAAAUGCUGUACUCUUUCAGAACAGUACACCCAGUAGGUGUUCGGUCUGGUGGUAUGCUUCGGUCUAUAGAUCGAACGAAAAUCCAUUGAGCAAAUGUGAC
Aspergillus pseudonomiae is the source of this 1060-nucleotide messenger RNA. RefSeq lists its product as uncharacterized. The coding region runs from base 364 to 849 and encodes 161 amino acids. The record is from RefSeq and is a predicted model, not a curated record. NCBI's taxonomy places the organism in Eukaryota, Fungi, Ascomycota, Eurotiomycetes, Eurotiales, Aspergillaceae. The transcript has a single exon.